GUGUUUUUGUGUCACUUCCUGAGCCAGUGGUGUGAUGGGAGUUAAACUCCAGCCUGCCGACCAAUGAGAGCAGGGCUGAUCCGUCAUCAUCCUCCCAGCAGCAGCAUCAGUCUGAGGGCCGUGAUCAGGGCAGCAGCUCCGAGGGGGGGACCGGGACUUGUGUUGGAGAUUCCUGCCCAGCUCGAUGUGUUUUCUAGCGGAUGGAGGCCGAGGUGUUGAACCCCCCGCCGGAUCCGUGCAGCAGCAGCAGCAGCAGGAUCAGCAGCAGCAGGAUCAGCAGCGCCGAGCUGGAGGUGCUGAAGCUGCAGGAGCUGGUGCGACAGCUGGAGAGGCAGAACCAGCAGCUGCGCUGCAGAGCCGGGAACCCCGGGAACCCCGGGCACCCCGGGAACCCCUGCUCCUCUGGGUCGGGGGGGCGCCUGGGUCUCAGAUAUGACCCCCCCGGGGCGCACGGGGGCACCCACGGGUGCCGCGCCGCCGCGGAGGAGGAGCCGCUCGCCUACUUCCAGCCCAGCUGUGUCCCGGGAUCCGAGGAGGAGGACGGCGGGGCCGCCACGGUCCUGGACCAGGUGGAGCUGCUGGACCUGAGUGUCCUGCUGCCCACGCAGGACCCGGACCGAUGGUUGUACGUGAGUCCCAGAGCCGGUCUGCAGAGCGACAGCGUCCUCAGUCCUCUCCAGUGGUGCAGGCGGGUCCUGGACCACCUCGGGCCGGAGGUGGAGCUGGCUAAGAUGACCCUCUGCAGCAGACUGGACCAAGAUUUACUCGGCCGUUUCAGCAUCCUGCACACGGGUUUCAAAGCUCUGCAGAGCUGCGAUCAGAUAUUCACGUCUGAGGUCGGGGUUUCACCUCGCGGUCGAGUGAGCAGCAGGCGAUGUUUACCGAUGUCUGAAGGAUUCAAGGGCCUGCUGUGUCUCCGGAGCUGCGUUCAGGGAGGCCUCUGA
Cololabis saira (Pacific saury) is the source of this 944-nucleotide messenger RNA. RefSeq names its product SLAIN motif family, member 1a (gene slain1a). The transcript is spliced from 3 exons. The record is from RefSeq and is a predicted model, not a curated record. Gene Ontology annotation, biological process: cytoplasmic microtubule organization; microtubule nucleation; positive regulation of microtubule polymerization. NCBI's taxonomy places the organism in Eukaryota, Metazoa, Chordata, Actinopteri, Beloniformes, Belonidae. Gene Ontology annotation, cellular component: microtubule plus-end. The coding region runs from base 201 to 944 and encodes 247 amino acids.